AUGUCACGUAUGGCGCUCGGGCGAUGCAAGCUCGUAAAGACCGCGCGCUCGCCAUCUCUUGCUGGACAGAUCCAUACUUCCACGCAGCUCAACCUCUCCAACGAACUGGUCCACGUUUUCAUCCGACUCACUGCUUCUACCGGUCGCUUCGACCAUCGACCUUCUCCAAGGAUGCAGUCCGACGACGUGAUUUGGACCAUCAUCGGUCACGAAUUCUGCUCGUACAAGAUCAAAUCCAAGACGCACUCGACGUUCUGUCGAAACGAGUACAACCUCACGGGUCUAUGCAAUCGACAGUCGUGUCCGCUGGCCAAUUCGCGCUAUGCAACUGUACGGGAACGGGAAGGGAUCGUCUACCUGUACAUCAAGACCGCUGAACGUGCGCAUUCUCCGAAACGUCAAUGGGAGCGCGUCAAGCUGAGCAACAACUACUCGAGAGCGUUGGAGCAGAUUGAUAAGGAGCUCAUCUACUGGCCGAAAUUCAUCACGCACAAGGCGAAACAGCGGUUGACGAAGAUCACACAGUAUUUGAUCAAGUUGAGACGGAUCAAGUUGAAGGAAGAGGAACAACCGGAGCUGGUCUCAAUCAAGAAGAAGACCGAGAGGAGGGAAAGAGGACGAGAAGGGAAAGCACUCAAGGCGGCAAGGUUGGAAAAGUCGAUCGAGAAGGAGCUUCUGGAGAGGUUGAAGAGCGGUGCCUAUGGUGAUGCACCACUCAACGUCAACGAGGACGUCUGGAUGCAGGUGUUGGAGGGUAGAGAGAGGGAGAAGGAGUUGGAGCUGGAGGAUGAGGAGAGCGAAGAGGAGUUGGAGGAGGAUCUCGACGAGAUGGAUCGCAUGAUGGAGCAAGAGUUCGAGGACGAAGAGGGUGUUGGCGAGAGGGAGUUUGUCAGCGACGACGAUGAAGACGAGGAGGAUGACGAGAGCGAUAUGGAAGACCUGUACGAUUCGGAUGGAAACACGAUCGAGUUCGCCAGUGAGUCCGACGCCGACGAUUCCGAUCAAGACGACGACGACGAACCCGCUCCAGGCAGCAAGAGGAAAGGUCCCUCUACAGCACCCGACAAGAAACAGGCGCAGCAGCAGAAGAAGAACAAGCGUGGUGGUGGCAAGAAAGGUCCCCAGAUCGAGAUCGAGUACGAACAGGAAACAGAACCUCUUACAAAGGAGGCCCUCGCAAACUGGUGA
Messenger RNA from Pseudozyma hubeiensis SY62, 1188 nucleotides. Its product is annotated as glutathione S-transferase. The transcript has 2 exons. Bases 1 to 1188 code for a protein of 395 amino acids. NCBI's taxonomy places the organism in Eukaryota, Fungi, Basidiomycota, Ustilaginomycetes, Ustilaginales, Ustilaginaceae. The record is from RefSeq and is a predicted model, not a curated record. Gene Ontology annotation, cellular component: preribosome, large subunit precursor; nucleolus. Gene Ontology annotation, biological process: maturation of 5.8S rRNA; maturation of LSU-rRNA.